AGACCUGGGUUCCGACACUUCUGAGGCCUCCUUCGGAUCGCUCAAAUUAAGGUGUCAGAAAAUGAGGGAGAAGAGAGGCUGAUCGUGAAUACCUGGCGAAGAGGUGUUGGAUCCUCUCUCUCGUUACCUGGGGCUCACCUUUGAAGUCUCGCUACCACCACCGAGGGACCAAAACAUCGCCUUUCACUCACCUGUCUAAUUACCUAGAGAUCCACUCGCUUAUCUACACACCUACCUGCUUACCAGUUGAUCGGCUUCACUCUAUUAACCUUAUAUCCAAAGAUUCCGUAAGCUAUUGUCUUGUCUCUUGUACUUACUUAUAUCUUACCUUAUCUAUCUAUUAUCUCACCUACCUACUAAUCUACCUGUUUGCCUACCUGCUCAAUACUUACCUUUUACAGCUUCGAUAGGCAAGAUUAUUUACAUCAGUGCACCUGUUUUUCCCUUUUCUGUCCUGCUUCCCACACUUUCCUACUUCACAAAUUAAUUAGUUACCUUCUACCUUUUUUCGUAUUUACUCAAACUUGCGUUCCUUGGUACAUUCGUUUUCUCUUCCUUUCCCGUUCUCUGUAUCUCAGGUAUCGUUUUUCUCCCCUCCUAAACACUAUUAACGCAUCCUAGUCCUCAUUCAGGCUGGUUCACCUUUCUUACUCUUCCCAUUACUUAUUUAGGGAGCAAAUACAUCGCCCUCUUCACAUGUCUCACACUCUCAGUACCUCACCGAUCUUUCCUUUACUCCGCCCUUCUAUCACUCUUUCUCUACCUUGCCCAUAAGUGCGAUCUAUAUCCCAUUAGUAUUAUUGUCCUAACCUCAUUUUCUCUUUCACAGCUCUCAGGAGUCGUAAUUGUAGCUCUCUUUGCUCUUCCCACGCCAAAAACGCGAUCUGGUGCUGCUUUUCCAUCGUCCUUCUUCUCCAAUACGUCCUUGAUUUAAUUUCCUCUCUCAACACUGUCACGAGUUUCUCAUAAGCUUCUAGUGACAUCGUUCCCAGCGCCUGUCCAGAUAUCAAUCCUGUGUUUUCCUGUUCUCCGCCUUCAAUUAGUUCCGUACUUGAGCUGUCUCUAACUUCCUACGUAAGAAGUAACGCCAUUUCGUAGUCUUUCCACGGUAUCCCUCUUCACCCUCACUCCUUUAGGCUCCUUUGUUCAACCUUCAACACCUUCAUAGCUAAAUAUAACCUCCUAAGUAAUAGUAACAUCGGAACACCUUCUGGUACUCUUCCCAUCUCCUUCUUCACCUACACGCCUAUUGUUCCCUUUCCUCGAAUUUCACGCUACUAUACCCUCUUAUAAACUCUCUUUCCCCGCACAAUACCUUCUUUGAUCCUCCCUCUUAUCCCCCAUACGUCUGUUCUCCCAUUCCUUCAGCCUAUAGCCUCCAGCUCUUCGGUAUGACUGAUCACGAGCACAGAAUACGCCUGGUGCUGCUCGGUGGCGCUGGCGUGGGCAAGAGCUCCAUCAUCAACCGCUUCCUCUUCAGCAAGUACACGGACAAAUACAAGAGCACGGUGGAGGACCUUUACAACCGGGACUAUGAAAUCGGCCGCAUCACCCUCAAAGUGGAUAUCUUGGACACAGCGGGCGAUUUCCAGUUCCCGGCGAUGAGGCGUUUGUCCAUCGCCAACGCACACGCCUUCCUCAUCGUCUACUCCAUCGACCAGACGCACUCCUUCGACACCGUGCGGCAGGUCAUCGGGGAGAUCAAGGAACAGAGGACCGACUUCGAGGAGAUUCCCAUCGUCAUCGCCGGCAACAAGAUGGACCUGGAGAUCGAGCGGCAGGUGUUCAAAGAGGACGUGACUGAUUGGAUUUAUCGUGAGCUGCAGCGGUUCAGGUGUCGCGUGAUCGAGUGCUCGGCGAAGGAAAACCUGCACAUCAAGGAUAUCUUUCGCACCUUCCUGCAGAUCGGGAAGGUGCCUCAGGGGGAAGACUCCAGCCUCAAGCGACAGAGCUCUGCCUACUGCAAAACGAGGUCACAGCACCGCUCGCAGACUCCCCCCAGCGACCGCGAGUCCAUUCCCGAGAACGGAGGCGCCAGCGGGUCCACCCCUCCUUCAGCCUUCUCCAGAAACAAGCCCCGAAGUCGCUCGCUCAUCCGCCGGUCGUCCAAGAAGGCUAAGCAGCAAGUGAGAGACGCCCAGCCUGAUGAGUGCAGUCUGUCCUAACCUACUGUGGCGUGAGGAGGUCCGUGGCUGCCGGAGCGUCGAUGCAAAAGGAGGUUUCUCUGCUGGCGUUCCGCAUUAUCGUGUGUUGGUACGUGUACCGUUUGAGUGGACAGAGAGAGAGGCGAGAAGACCCGGCAUUAACGUAAGAAGAGGAGGUAAUACAGGUUGGCCAGAGGGCAAGAGGGAGGAUAAGGCAAGCCUAUAAGGUAGGCAUGGAAGAAAAGAAGAAUUAACAUAAGGCGAGAAGAUGAAGAGAAGAUUCCUGCUGUGGAGAGCUUUCAAACUCCUUGUUGGAGAAUACUUAGCGAGUGAUAACACCAGAGAAAGGUGGAAGACUUUGGUAAAGUCCUUGUCCUAUAGUGCACAAAUAGUGGCUGAUAUGGAUCAUCACUGAUGCUGAUAAUGAGUGACUGACUGACUGACUGUGGUGGUUGUGAUGAUGCUAGUGUACAGUGAACAGUGGCUGGUUGUUUUUGGGAGGAAGAUGAGAAAGGGUUCAUGUUUUGAGGUCAUGUCAAAUAGAGGAGCUAGGAAGAAAAGAAGGCAGGAAAGGAGUAAUGAAGGGAGUGAUCCCAGUGUGUGUGUACAGGGUUACAGACUUUGAGAGUGGACCAUUGACUUUUACAUAUCUAUUUUUCCUUUUUUAUUAACUCGCUAAAAGAAAGAAAGGAAAAAGGAAAAUGACAGAAGGCAUGAUCUCAAUCCUUUCUUACGAUGUUGCAGGUAUAUGACUAUUCUUUUGUUCACCGAUUUGUCUAUAUAAUAUCUCCGUCGUGGAUGUGAGUUAAGGGUAAGUCAGGCCACGUCUCGAGAACCUUAGCUGCCUCGAGUGAGUUAAGGUUCUUGGUCUCGGUCUUGGAGAAAGGGAGAAAGGGUCUGUUGCUGGGGCGAGACAUGGUACAAUUGUUGUUCUUCUUGUGUAUUCCUCGAAGUCCUGUAUAUUAGAGUAAGUUCGUGUGACUAGAAAGUGGAAACAUUCAAUUACAUGACCGACUUGCCCUACGAAGAAAUCAUUAAAAGAGAAACGAAGAACAUUAUUAAGCGGCUAAUAAAAAGUAUCGUCAUGUUCACAGUAAAGGAAAAACAUAAUUUGUUACAUCACUCAGCCGUCUCCAGCCAAGAGCAUAAAAAGGAAGUAAAUGACGUGAAAUAUUCAGCAUACAAAGUCACAAUUCCCAAAUAUAAAGGUGAAGCAAAAGAGAAAAACAAAAGACCAGUUUCAAAGUAUAAAGAUGAAAGAAGAGAUAAAUAAAAAAAAAGCAGAGUCAUUUUCCAGACUAGACAGAAUAUUAAAGAUAAAAGAAAAUAUAGAGGAAAAUGAUAUAUACUGAAAAGCUUGCGAGGAGUUUCCAAGAAGCCGAACGAAAGAGAUGAGAAGAUAAAGGAAAUUAAGGGAAGAAAUACGUUUUCCGGAGAAGGUGCGUUGAGGUGGAGCCGAGCAGAAAAUGGAGGAAAAGCGAAACCAGGCAACAUUAAUCUCGAUCGCCUUACGUAGUCUCCCCCGCACCGCACCAUCUACUUAUACAUACGCUGUUGUCUCGCACACUAAUAUAUAUUUUUCCUCUGUCUCCGUCGGCACCGCAAGAGAGAGCAGCACGGCAAGUCUUGAAAUAUUUGUACGCGGGUGAGGCGAAUGCAAUAUACACCCAAGCAUAUAAUUAAAAAGAUAAGAUAUAGAGAUGAGAAAGAGAAAACUGUGUGAUUAUAAAGGUGGUUUCACUUACGCAUAUAUUUUGUUAUAUCUUGGUCAUUUUUGCUACUUCAGUGGAGGGUAUUUAUUUCCCUUAUUAAAGUGUCAUGGAUUCUUCUUCUCAUUUAGUUUGACCGGUAUCGUAUACUUACCGUGUCUAGUGAAGUAAUACGUGACAUUUAGAUAGAGUGAAUAAUAUCGAAGGUCGGCAGUGUACAACCUAUUGACGUUGGUAGUAUCGUGAGGCAAAGGAGAGAAGAGCUGAGUGACUCCAUGCAAUUACCUGAAGAUGUUGAGCAGGUAGAAGACAAAAGUACCAAGAAGUAAAAGAAUAUAUGCCUCUGAAAACGUUUUAGGAUUCUGCGUUUUUUUUUUUCGUAACGGCAAGUAAUGAAAAAUGAACAUGCAAAAGAAGGAUAAAUCACACUUAUAAUGACACUUAUAUAUAGAGAGAAAGAAAAUAUUAUAUCCAAACUUCACAAAUGUAAGAAGUUGUAUAUUAGCAGUCUAGAAUUAUAUCAACUAAUAAUAUAUGUUUGUUUGUGAUGGUAAAACAAAGGCGCAAAAACAGUUUAAAAAAGAAGACAAAAGAGUAACAUCAGCCAUCACGAUAAUAACAAUAUAAUAUUUUUCUCUUCAACAGUCUUCGAAUUAACAGUUAGUAAUGUGUUGUUUAUGUAUGCAACUGGAAAGCAAAGAGGCAAAAAAAAAGAAAGAAAAAGUAUAUCCAAGUUUAAAUAAUGUACCAAGGUAUCUUAUUCUUUAACAGACCAGGCAUUAACUGUUAGCUGUAAAAUAUAUGUAUAUACACCUGGAAAAGAAACAAGCAGCUGGAAUAAUGAGAAGAUAUUAAAAAAACUAUAAUUAAAUCUAAAAAAACGUACCAAGAUACUUUUUUUUAACAGACCAAGAUUUAAGUUAGCAGUAAAAUAUAUACGCACACACACACAAAAAAAAAAAAAACAUGGAAACAAACAAUUGAAAGAAGAUGAGAUAAAAAAAAACAACAACUGCAAAAUCAAACUCUAAGAAUAUAUGAUGAAAUGAUUAUUUUCUUUACCAGACCAAGAUUUAGGUAGUCACAAAAAGACAGAAGAUAAAAAAAAAGAAACCAGCCAAAUCACAUUCUACUAACAUGUAAAAAAAGAUGAUAUAUGUGCACAAAAAACAAACAAACAAACAAAAAGACAGAAGAUAAAAAAAAAACAGCCAAAUCACAUUCUACUAACAUGUAUAAAAAGAUGAUAUAUGUGCACAAAAAACAAACAAACAAACAAAAAGACAGAAGAUAAAAAAAAAGAAACCAGCCAAAUCACAUUCCACGAACAUGUAUAAAAGGAUGACUUAUUAUUUCGUUCACAAGCCUAGAAACGGUGUCUGUCUGAGGCUCAAAUACUCUUUAGUUUGCCAUGUCGUCGUCGUCGUCAUCGCCUACCUGUAGAUAAUGUCGGAAUAACGAUAACGAUAACUAAUAAUAAUAAUAAUAAUGGUGAAUGUAUUUUCCUGUCGUCUUCUCUGUUCUGUCUUAUCUGUCUGUCUGUCUGUCUGUCUGCCAAUCCGUUUCGCUUUCAAUAUUCCAGUGUGUUGGUCUGUGUGUGUGUGUGUGUGUGUGUGUGUGUGUGUGUGUGUGUGUGUGUUCUCUGUACUGGCUGUAAUGUAGUGAUUUAUUAUUUUAUUUUUUAUUCCGCAUAGCAUCGUAUUUUUUUUUCUUCCGCUUCGCCAUGCACACAAGAGUCCCUUUGUUCGCGUGUUCCUGUUGCUCUGUCGCAUCACUCCGCUCUAAUUUAAUGCCACUAGGUGAAGGAAAUUUUAAUGUUCGUAGCGAUGCGUGUGUGUGUGUGUGUGUGUGUGUGUGUGUGUAUAGAAAGGAAAAACGAAGGGGAGUGAGUGAGAGCGAGAAUCAGGGGAAGAGGAAGUUGAAAGAGCAAAAUAGUAGUAAUGGUAGUAGAAGAAUAGUAAUAUGAAGAAAGGGAUGUGGUAGUAGUAGUAGUAGUAGUAGUAGUAGUAGAAGUAGUAGUAGUAGUAAAAGAAGCUAAGAAUGUCGAGUUUGUGUGUGUGUGUGUGUGUGUGAGAGAGAGAGAGAGAGAGAGAGAGAGAGAGAGAGAGAGAGAGAGAGAGAGAGAGAGAGAGAGAGAGAGAGAGAGAGAGAGA
This is a messenger RNA of Eriocheir sinensis (Chinese mitten crab), 6006 nucleotides long. Its product is annotated as GTP-binding protein Di-Ras2-like. Gene Ontology annotation, molecular function: GTP binding; GTPase activity. The record is from RefSeq and is a predicted model, not a curated record. The coding region runs from base 1392 to 2165 and encodes 257 amino acids. The transcript is spliced from 4 exons. Lineage: Eukaryota; Metazoa; Arthropoda; Malacostraca; Decapoda; Varunidae.